Molecule: messenger RNA, 578 nt
Organism: Acanthoscelides obtectus
Lineage: Eukaryota; Metazoa; Arthropoda; Insecta; Coleoptera; Chrysomelidae
Source: the annotation of a GenBank genome assembly
GUACACUUUUAAGGCAAAAUGGUUUGAUUAUUCUGCAAUGUGUUUUUUACACGACAAAAACAAACCUAGUAAAGGUAGGCAAGUCGGAUUGAAUUUUGAGGAUAGCAACCCAUCAAGCAGUGAAGACAGUGAUGACAAUGAGAUUCAAACAUGUGAACUGACACGUAGUGCCAAUGAGAGUAUGCAUGAAUUGGAUGCUAAUGUUUCAUACGUUCAGAUAGAAAACCAGGAGCAGGAGAUCUGGGAGCAAAACAUAGAACAACAAGGGUCUUCGGUGUCUGACGUUCUGAAUUCACCAGAAACUGACCCAUUUAAAACACCAAACACAAAAGAGGGCACAAAAAACGACCAUCUAAACAGCAUUUAUUAUCAGCUCCGAAAGCUGCUAAGAAGAGUUCCAAACUAGUAGAUACUGUUAAUACGAGUACUUCUGCUAAAGAAGCAUUUGAAAUGAUGAAAUCCGUGUAUCAGAAAACACAGACAUCCGAAACACGUGACAAAUACUCAAUAUUAGGUGAACUAGUAGGACAUACAAUACGUAACUUGAAAACAGAUUUUGCAAAGACUACAGUUGAACA